This is a messenger RNA of Micropterus salmoides (largemouth bass), 6907 nucleotides long. RefSeq names its product rho GTPase-activating protein 27-like. Bases 214 to 3669 code for a protein of 1151 amino acids. The record is from RefSeq and is a predicted model, not a curated record. Gene Ontology annotation, cellular component: cytoplasm. Gene Ontology annotation, biological process: regulation of GTPase activity; signal transduction. The transcript is spliced from 22 exons. Gene Ontology annotation, molecular function: protein binding. NCBI's taxonomy places the organism in Eukaryota, Metazoa, Chordata, Actinopteri, Centrarchiformes, Centrarchidae.
GGGGCGGGCCACAGAGAGAGAGAGAGAGAGGAACCUGUUUCUGAGAUUUGGACUCGCCCCUUCAGGAAUAGAAGAGCAAAAAAAAACACAAAGAGCAGGAUGGUUGGAUCUGACUUUUACUGCCGGGGGGCCGAUGAGCAGGUGUGACCGCUGACCCCUCACCUUUACAUCUACUUGAGGGUGGCGGGCCCUGGGGAGCCCAAGGCCAUCACCAUGGCAACAACUUCCUCCCUGCUCGGCAGAGCAGGUCUGGGUCUGGUCCUGGUGGAGUUUCAGUAUGAGUACCAGGGUCGGGACGGGGCUCUGAUCUCCAUCAAACCCAACGAGCGCUAUGUCCUUUUGGCUAAGACCAACGACCACUGGUGGCAGGUCCAGAGCGACCGCAGUUCCAAUUCCAAGCCCUUCUACAUCCCCGCCAAGUAUGUCAAGGAGCUGCCGCUGGACUUCCCCUCACCUCUGGACUUUGCCAAGACCCUCAGUCCUGAACCGGUGCUGCUUCCUGUGGUGGCACCUGUCCCGGUCCCGGUCCCUGUCCCUGUUCCAAAGACCCUGGAGGAGCCCAACAAAACCAAACCAGGGGACGAGGUGGCGAUCCGACUUAGACCUGAUGCUUCCAACAGAUACCGCAAGACUGAGAACCGUAUGUCCACAUUCGGUGUCCCGCUGGACUUCCAUGACCUGUCGCCUAUUGUGCCGCCGGCACCGCGACAUCCCAGCAAACCCACUGCUGCUCCCACAGAGACCAGGACCACAGCAACCAGUGAGACUACAAAGAAGGCCGACAAUGCUCUGAGCAAAAAGAGCUUGUCUGGGUUCCUCGACGACCAAAAGGACUCUGGGAAACAUCGAGUUCCCAAUUUCAGUCCAGCAGACCCCAUCUCUAUACCCCGGCCCCAGAACCAGCCCAUCCCUGUGGAAACACCGGUGGUCCCAGUGGUCCCAGUGGUACCGGUGGUCCCAACGGUCCCGGCGGUCCCCGCUGUCUCAGCAGUGCCAGCAGCCCCCGUGGUCCCAACAGUGCCAGCAGCCCCCAUGGUCCCAACAGUGCCAGCAGCCCCCGUGGUCCCAUCAGUCCCGGCAGCCCCCGUGGUCCCAGCAGUCCCGGCAGCCCCCGUGGUCCCAGCAGUCGCGGCAGCCCCCGUGGUCCCAGCAGUCCCGGCAGCCCCCGUGGUCCCAGCAGUCGCGGCAGCCCCCGUGGUCCCAACAGUCCCGGCAGCCCCCGUAGUCCCUGUGGUCCCAGUGGACCCUGUGGUCCCAGCGGUCCCUGUGGUCCCCGCACCCCCCCAACACAACAACAUCCACAACACGUCCUUGGCAUCUUCAGAUCCCCAUGACAACUUAGAGUCCCCCAUAGAACCGGAGGAGGAGGAGGAGGAGAAGGAGGAGGAGGAGAACAUCUGCGAGGAAGAUUCACCGAAGGAGGAAGAUUCGAACCACAUCUACGAGUCCAUCCUAGACCUGAACCUGGACCUGGAGGCUCUGGUUGGAGGAAGGGUGAGUCCUGCAGGGCCGCCUGAACCGGCACCUGUACCUGAAACUGCACCUGCAACUGCCCCGCCCCCCACACAGGACACCAGCUCGCUCGCCCCUAACUCGCCCAUCUACGCCAACGUCUCCAGUCUGAAGAAAACGUCCGUCCCUCAGAUCUCCAUCUCUGGCCCCGCCCUCCCCCCGCCUCCACCAGACCACCCCCCUCCGAUCCCUGACCACACCCCCUCGUCUUCAGUUUCCUCCUCCUCUGGAAUGAUAAGCCCCGCCUCCCCCCUCAGCCCACACGGAUGGCAGGUGCACACCGACCAGGACAGCGGGAAGGUGUUCUACUACCAUCCUGUGACCAGACAGACCACCUGGUCCGACCCCCGCACCCCCCCGACCCCGCCUGCUCGAGACAUGGGCCAGUCCAGGGGCAGCGAGGGGAGACAGCUGGCCUCCCCCUCCCCUCUGACCUGCCCCGCCUCCUCUCAGGGUUCUUCUUGGGAGCAGCUGGUGGACGAAGUCUCAGGGAAAUUUUACUACUACAACCCCACCUCAAGAGCCACGACAUGGGACGCACCAGAGACAUCUGGCCCCUCCUCGUCCUCCUCACCCCCACCAGGACCUGCAGCCAGCAGGAGGUCCGGCGUCGGCCCGCCUCCGCUGCCAGAGGAAGACUAUCCUGUAGAUGUCCACACUGACAACGACUCUGUCUUCACAUCGAAUCCUCAACAGCACGCCAGUCUGAUUCCCAGAGCUCAGCUGGACCAGAAAGAUGCAAACAGCUCCCAGAGGAGGCAGCAGGAGGCUCCGCCUUUGCCCCAAUGGCUGAUGGGAAAUGGAGUUUCUGAGGAGGGAACAGUUCCACAAGUGAAGAACUGGAGACACAGCGUGGCCGAAGUCCCGUUUGCUCCGAGCCACCGGAGGAACGUCUCCGACCUCAGCGAGGUGACCCUCAGGAAGCAGUCCCCCGACAGCCCACAGCUUUCUGAUAGGCACAAACUGAAGAGGAAUCUGUCCAAUCGCAGCACAGGCUCCCACCAGCAACACAGCCACCUGCUGGAGAAAGCAGGGAUCAUGAACAAGACGAAAGUGGCUGAGAACGGCAAAAGGAUCAGGAAGAACUGGAGUCAGUCCUGGACCGUCCUCCACGGUGGGAUCCUCACCUUCCACAGAGACCCCAAAUUUGCUCCAACUGGGAACGCUAAUAAAUCGUCACAGAUUGUUCCAGAAUACACCGUCGAGCUGAGAGGAGCCUCGGUGAGCUGGGCCUCCAAGGAAAAGUCAUCGAAGAAGAACGUUCUGGAGCUGAAGACUCGUCAGGGCUGCGAGUAUCUGAUGCAGUACGACACGGAGAGCAUCAUCAGCGAUUGGUUCAAAGUGAUGCACGACGCCAUCAGACAGCUGGAACACGGUCAUCAGUCAGAGGACGAGGACGACGUCGCUUCGGACAAAGAAGAUAAAGACAAGAAGAGGACACCGACCACGAGUACAUCAGGAACUGCCGACUCUGAGCAGACGCGAGUUCGGACCAAACUACGGCGUUUCCUCCAGCGCAGGCCGACGCUGCAGAGCGUUAAAGAGAAAGGCUACAUCAGAGAUAACGUGUUCGGCUGUCACCUGGAUACACUCUGCCACAGAGAGAACACCACCAUCCCCAAAUUUGUGGAGAAAUGUAUCAAAGUGGUAGAGCGGAGAGGUCUGCAGGUGGACGGGAUCUACAGAGUGAGCGGAAACCUGGCUGUAAUCCAAAAACUACGACACAAAGCUGAUCAUGAAGAGCAUCUGGACCUGGAGGACGGACAGUGGGAGGAGAUCCAUGUUAUCACGGGGGCUCUGAAACUUUUCCUGCGGGAGCUUCCAGAGCCGUUAUUCCCCUUCAGCUGCUUUGACAAGUUCAUCGCUGCCAUCCAAGUCGCAGACUACAGCCUGAGAGUCUCCUACAUGAAGGACCUGGUUCGCUCCCUGCCUCUGCCGAACCAUGACACCAUGGAGCUGCUGUUCAAACAUCUGCGCAAGGUGAUCGAGAACAAGGAUUCCAACAGGAUGUCGGUUCAGAGCGUUGCCAUCGUGUUCGGCCCCACGCUGCUCCGGCCCCAGUCUGAGUCAUCUAAUAUGACGAUCAACAUGGUGUUCCAAAGCCAGAUAGUGGAGCUCAUCCUCAGGGAGUUCCAGACCGUCUUCUCCCAGAGGUAGGGGGAACCUCCUGGAGCUCCUCUGGAACCAUGCAGAAGCCUCCGUGGACCUCCUGGAAGCCCCCCAAAUGAUGAGUCCUGCCAAAAGUCUUCUCAGGCUUUAGACCCAAACAUCACUUCCUCUCAAACCCAAAUUCACCAGGGACUGAACUUGGAACUCACUGGCUACAUGAUGUCCCUUUCUAACAAAUAGAACUUGUGAAAGUGAAAGUACCUAGAACUCUGCAGCAGUCUUGAAACUGACAGCAGCUUGGUUCUUCUUUCAAGGCAACAGACCAAAUAGAACAUAAUUUUCUUGUCACCUUAAAAACCCAAAACACUGAGCAAUAACUCUUCCAACAAAUUGAAGGUCCUUCUAGACCCUUGUAGAUCUCUGGAACCAAACAUCAUCACGUAAAUGUCUGUCACAAAAAAUCAAUAGACAUUCAAGUUCUCUGGGAUUACAACCUGAACCUGCAGGCUUCACCAGACCCCUUUCUAAACCCUGUGCCUGAAAUGCCUGAACCAUCUGGGACCCGGGACUGGUUUUAAAACCUUAAACGUGAAUCAUGUCUCAUUGCAAAGGACCAACAAUUCCACGUCAAGCUAAAACUGUUUCAGAAGCUUCAAGAACCUUGUAGAUCUUUCUGGACCCAAUCUCAUCUUCUCUUCCUGUUUUUAAAAUGUAUGGCCAUUAAAGCUACGAGAGUAGAAUUUGGGGACUGCAGACUGAUACCCUUCUCUUAUCACUGUGCUCUACAUGAUCCAGAUGGAACUUGAGUGGAACUAUCUAGAACUCUGGACUGAUUCUAAAAUUUUAACCAGCAGCUUCACUGCUCUUUCAAGACCAAACAAACUUAGCACCUUAAUACCCCAAAAUGUCUCACUUUGUGAAAGAACUGUCCCAACAUUUUCCAUAUCCUUCCAGAACCUUGUAGAACUCUGGACUCAAACAUCCUCUCCUCCUUUUUAAAUCCAGAUUCUGUGGGUAUUUAAAUGCAUGGGUGUUGAACCCGGAACUUGCUCUCACCACCAGACUACCAAGCCUUAUAAAACAUAGUUACCAAUCCUUUGACUGAGAGCUAUCUAUACAGGUUCCAGAUCAUUUUGGAACCUUGAAGAACUAUAGAACCAAACAUUAUCAUCCUCAAGUUAAACCUGGAAUCUGUUGGUUACACAACACCUCUCUCUCACCACCAGACCACCAAGCCUUAAAUGACCCAGGUAGAACCUGUGUGGAACUAAAACCUUGUACUGGUUCUAAGAUCAGAAAUUCUUGCAUUCAGACCCAUGACAAGCUGGGAAAUCACAACAGACCAACCAUCUUCAGGUAGUGUCCCACUUGCCUGGCACCUCAGAAACACAAAGUAUCGCUACAACCUUCCAAACUCUUGACUCUUGACCUUUGGGGAAGACAAGAAAGUUCCAGGUGUUUUGGCAUUCAAAUACCUCUCAUCCCCAAAGAAAACCUUUUCUGAGCCAAGAAACACCAAACAGGAUUAACACUGUUUUUGAGGGAAGACCUCAGACUGACCCGUCCUGAAGACAGCCUGUGGAAUAUUUUAUCGUCAAUACUAUGUGAUUCUAACUCACUAUCCUCACUCCUACCUGAAAUCUGUGCCCAAGAAUACCAAACAUAUUUACUUACAGAGACUCUGGAGCCCCUAAAAAUAAAUUCUCAGCUGAACAUGUACAUUGUUCACAAGACUCAAACCCUCUGAAGAUGUUAACAGAGGAAGGAAAGCUCUGUGUCCACAACUACUUUUGUGUCUUUUGUGUCUUAGAUUUGACUUACUGCAGGCAUCAAAAGACUUGAUGCUGAUUGGCUCAAGUCUUACCUGCUCACUCAAUGUUGUAAUCGAUGACCUCUGCUGCUGUACAGGUUUCAGAUUGUUUGUUGAUUAGUAUGGACUCACAGCCUCAAUCACACUUAGUGUUUUACGCUACGAACAAUGGAUCUUCUACAACCACACACCUGCGUUUACUUUCAUUCAAAAUAUCUACUUGUCCAUGUUCAGUAUAUUUACGGCCCGCUCUCAUUCCCAGAGCGUGACUUUGUCACGUCCUUCAGCGUCCGGUACCGACACAGAUCCUAGUUCAACACACUGGGGGAAGCCAUCUAGCGUCAUUUUUCACUACUAUAAAUAACCAAAAAGUCAGAGUAAGGAGGCGGUUGGGAUGAUGGUGGGACAGACACCGGAUUUUCUCCCAGGAGCCCAUUGUUUGUUUCCCAUGUGAAGCAAAAAGUCACUAUUGAUUCCUUUUAGUGAUUAUAAUUUAGGGUCACGUAAGUAACGUAGGUAUUUUAAUCCAAAUCAUGAUCUUUUCCUAAAACUAACUAAGCGGUUUUGGUGUCUAAACCUAACCCAGCUGCAACAUUUAACAACAUUAACCACUAGUUUUACUUUGAAAGUCUAACAGGAUGGUGCAUAUUCAUUCUUGCUAACUUGACUGCGGAGUCCUACACCUUCAAAACCAAUGCUUAACAAUGCUAAAGGUACCCAGGGCAUUAAAAAACGACACCAAAGGGUCUUGACAAAGCGCCCAUAUAUGACGGGAUGAGAGCGGGUGAAUUUAGACUCAGUAAGUAAGAACUGAUGUGUUCAAAGUAUGGAUCAAUAUAUUAACUUUCAGGCUGUGUUGCAUUCACUGAUGCUGGAAAACACACAUUUGCACAGAAAAGUAAUCUAAGUCAGUAUAUAUGUUGAUACAUGUUUUACUGAAGACCUUCGUCAUAUUAAACACUGGAUCAAAAUGUAAUCUUGGUGACGUGAUGUCUUCAGGUACAGUAUGGAGCCGACAUGUUGUUUUAGACUUUCAUGAAAUGAAGUCAGAAUUCAACUGAGAAACUGAAUCAAAUAAUUCCAGUCUUUGUGCUAAGCUAGGCUCGACACACCCUGGAGCUGUCGAUUAAGACAGAAAACAAGUGGAUUUAUUAAAUCUAAAUAACGUUUACUAGAAAGUUCAGAGGACCCAGGAUGAUUCCCUGAGGGACUUAUCGAAUACAGAAAACAAGAUUUACAGAAAUGUUGUUGUUAGUGGGUUUUUUUAAGGGAUGAAUUUUACAGGAACAUUUUUACUGUUGUUUGUGUCCUGCUGUAACGAUGGGUUCAAGAAAUGAUAGCGUGUACAAUGUAUGUUUUUAUAGUGUUGAGUUUAUAUGUAUUACAGAUAUAGAACAAAGUUAACAUGGACGACUAACAGAUUAAACUCUGUACAUAAGAGGGUAUUUUACUGACCUAAUAAAAGAGAUCUUUACG